Messenger RNA from Brachypodium distachyon (stiff brome), 1430 nucleotides. Its product is annotated as LEAF RUST 10 DISEASE-RESISTANCE LOCUS RECEPTOR-LIKE PROTEIN KINASE-like 2.4. NCBI's taxonomy places the organism in Eukaryota, Viridiplantae, Streptophyta, Magnoliopsida, Poales, Poaceae. Gene Ontology annotation, molecular function: protein kinase activity; ATP binding. Gene Ontology annotation, biological process: protein phosphorylation. The record is from RefSeq and is a predicted model, not a curated record.
GUGGAACUUAUUCUAAGUCAAAUCAUGGACUUGUUUGACCUGCCUGCCGAGGAGUGCAACCGGUGCUUGGCGUCGCAUAUGGCCUGGCUCACCGGAUGCUGCGCAGACAUGGAUGGCGUCCGCCUCAACGGUCCGAGCUGCUACCUGCGCUACGAGUUCAUGGGCUUCGUCCCCAGCAUGUCGCCGUCAAUGGUGCGGCUCCUACCUCCAGCUCCGGCGUCUGUGCCAGGGAUUACUCCCCCGGAGCGGAAGAAGAAGGCUAGGAUUUACAUACUAGCUGACACCCUGAGUGCAUUGGCGCUGCUGUGCGUCAUUCUUCUCAUUGCAUUCCUUUGCUGCAAGAAUGAGCGCCAUGGCUCACUUCCUCCCAUGCCCUGGAAGAACUGGAAGUGGAAGAGAGACACGCCAACGAUCGAAUCCUUCCUGCGGCGGCAACAUCCGAGGAGGUACAGCUACUCGCAAGUGAAACGGAUGACAAAAUCUUUGGCGCACAAGCUCGGCCAAGGCGGCAACGGAGUGGUCUACAAAGGCACCCUCCCAGAGCCAGACAGCCGCAAGAUCGCUGUGAAGAUGCUCAAGGACGCCAAGGACAUCGACGGCGAGGACUUCAUGAACGAGGUCGCCAGCAUCAGCAGAACCUCCCAUGUCAACGUCGUCACGCUGCUGGGGUUCUGCUUGCAGGGGAGAUCAAAACGGGGCCUCAUCUACGAGUUCAUGCCCAAUGGCUCGCUGGAAAGACACACUUUUGGGCAAGCCAUGGACCAUUCACUCCGCUGGGAGAUGCUGUUUGACAUCGCCCUCGGCAUCGCGCGAGGUCUGGAGUACCUGCACCAGGGCUGCAAUGCGCACAUUGUGCAUUUCGAUAUCAAGCCUCACAACAUCCUCCUGGACCAGGACCUCCGGCCUAAGAUCUCCGAUUUUGGACUAGCCAAGCUGUGCCCCCAGAAAGAGAGCUCUAUCAAUGUGUCCAUCACCGGAGCCCGGGGCACGAUUGGGUACAUCGCGCCUGAGGUAUUUGUCAGGGGAGUAGGAGCAGUCAACAGCAAGCCAGACGUCUACAGCUAUGGCAUGAUGCUUCUUGCGAUGUCUGGUGCAAGGAGAAGCAUCGACGAAGUUGCUGGUUCAGAGACAAGUAGCAGCAGCAAGUAUUUCCCCAGUUUAUAUCAAGACUUGGAUCAGUUCUGCGCAAGUGCUUGUGAGAUCGAUCGUGAGGCCACCGGUCUGGUAAGGAAGAUGGUGUUGGUCGGGCUUUGGUGCGUGCAAGUCUCUGCUCCGGAUCAACCUUCCAUGACCAGAGUGGUGGAGAUGCUGGAAAAGAGCACCGCAGAGCUUCAGCUGCCACCACAGUCAGGCUAAUGAAUUCUUUGAAACUGAAGAUGGUGUUGUGUCCUUCCUCUGAAUUCACACCUUAGAUUCUGAAUUGCAUGUAA